AUGGCCUCCGCAUACGCCAUGCCUCCGUACCAGAGUAACACGCAUCUCCCUCCCAUCAACUACUCCCAACUCCCGCCUGCCAACCAGAACUACAUCCCCCAGCAAUACCGAAAUGACCUGCCGCGGUACAGCUCUGCUCCCUCCACUGCACCUGUCCCAUCCCCGGCUCCUGAGAACAGAUACAUGGCUCCUCAAACUUCCAUGGCUGGCUUGCCGCCAUCAUCUGCGCUUCCACAGCCCCAUAAUCCGGCGCAACAGCAGCCACAGCAACAACCACCCCCACAAGCUUAUCAAGGACCACCGCAGCCGCGUCAAGCAUACCCGCAGCCUCUCGCUCCUGCACCCCCGCGUCCAGACGCCCUAGCACCUGGUUAUGGCCAGCCGGACAACCGCCAGGCAGCGUGGUCCCAAUCGGAACCUAUGCCCACUAUGACUACCGAUGUCGGGCGCGAUCCGACACGAACACAUGUGGUGGGUUCUCAAGGACGAAGAGGCAUUCUGCCCAGCGCCCCAGGGCGUCCUCCAGUGAUGCCCAACGGUGUCAAUGGAUCUCAGAAGAGCAGCGCAGUCCCUCAGAAGGAUGCUGAUGGAAAGUUCCCUUGCCCAAACUGUACAAAGACUUAUCUUCAUGCGAAGCACCUGAAGCGCCACAUGUUGAGACACACGGGUGAUCGACCGUACAUGUGUGUCCUCUGCAACGACACGUUCUCCAGGAGUGACAUCUUGAAGCGGCAUUUCCAGAAAUGCUCUGUGCGUCGCGGCAACCCAACAGGUGCAAGCCACUUGUCCAACCCUGCUGCUCAUAUCAAAAAGAACCAGCAGAAGGCAGCCACUGCCUCGCCAGCCAGUGCCACCACCCCAAAUGCGGUGAUGCCUAACCCUCCAUACACCACUGCUGCCAUGCCCAACACAUCUGCGCCGACCACCAGUGCCCCUGCCCCUGGAAUGGCUUACCCGAUGCAACCCAAUGGGCCGGGCGACAUGCAGCGUCCAGGGCAGCCCAUGCAACCCGGUUCUGGACCCGCUGGCAUGGACCCCAAUGCUAACAACUCGUGGUCGAUGCACAAUGCUCAACGCAACCAAAUGAUGUAUCACUCCAACUCUACACCUCCCGAUCAUUAUGGCAUGCAGCCCGGUGGAGGGGAGGAUAAGCGCAAUGUCAUGCCUGGCCCUCAUCACAUUGGGGAUGACUGGAACCACAUGUUUCCAUCAGGUGGCAACGAGGGAUACAUGAACCCCAUGUUUGGAGGUUAUGAUCAAUCCCAGAAUGAUGUCAAAAAGGACUAUGAAACCCAUGAAGGUGGAUCGAAUGGUUACUACAUUCCCUCUACGAGCCUUGGAGCUGACGGUACGCUUGGACCCCCUCUCUGGAAUCUGCAUGCAUCUCGGCAAGAUUUGUUCCAAGCCAAGGUGAACUCGCUAUUAACGUUUGUCUUCCCUGGGGGGUUACAGGAAUCGCACCGAGACCCACAAAAUGAGUUUUUCAGGUCCUGCCUGACCGUCGAAGCCAUCCAACAUUUUCUCGAUCUCUUCCCGAAUUUUCAAGGUCAUUUCCCAUGGCUUCAUUUACCGACCUUUAACUUUCUCACCGCCUAUGACGGCCUCAUUCUUGUCAUCAUCUGCAGUGGGGCUGUAUACUCUGACCGUGUUACCCAACUUCAAGUACGGGCUUUGAUGCAACUUGUCAAAUCAGGCAUCGACCGUACAUCUCAACUUUUGCAUAAUCUGGAGCCGGGAGUCGCCAGGAACCGACUGUCGAUGACCGGCGAGACCGAGUUUGAAGAACUCCUGGCGCUACAAAUUCUACAGAGCUUGUUCGUUUGGCACGGGGGUCCUGAGGAGAGAGCUCUUGCCCGCGCUGAAAGUAAACGAGUGCUGUAUCUUGUUCGACAGCUCGGCAUGUUAACUUUGGCUGGCCCAGAGGAUCGUCUUAGCUACAGUUAUCUUCACAACCUUCAACCAGGACAAACCGCGCAGCCGUGGCGUUGGGAUUGGCGCUCCUGGGUGGAACAGGAGAAGCGGUCCCGACUGAUGUUCAUGGCUUUCUUGUGGGACGCCGCCAUGUGUAUCUACUUCAAUGUGGCUCCUCAAUUCUCGGCGGCUGAGAUCAAACUCCCUCUUCCUUGUGACGACGCUGCCUGGGAAGCUCCAGACGCCGAAACCUGUGCCCAAGCCCUCGGUCUCCGUGGCGCUGAAGCUCAAGCCAGGAUCAACGUCAAUGGUUCGCUCAGAUUGAAACAAUUGGAAAUGCAUCAUGCAAUGAGUGCUUUGCACAGCACGACUGUAAUCAUGCAGCCGCGAACCACCAAUGUUUAUUCCAAGUUCAUUCUUAUCCACGCGAUUCAUGUGGAAAUCUGGCAGGUCCAGCGCUCAAGAUUUUUCUUCGGUUCCUCGGAUUCCCCCAUGACACGCCUCAAAAAGCCAAAAGUAUCACCAGAGGACGCAAACAUCAUGUACAAAUCGAUCAAUUCUGCUCUUGCCCGGUGGAAGCAAGCCUGGGACCAGGAUCUUGCACUGCAAUACCCUGCCGGAAAUGGUAACCACGUUCCGAAGCGUAUUGGCUUCUGUCGGGAUGGUGUCCACUUCUACUGGCUAGCGCGCGCAUUCAUGCAGCCAACCCGAACUCGCGACUGGCAACUUGCUGCAGAUGAUCGACUUCGACAAGUGCUCCAUGGAUUGAAGAAAGCCAGAGAAUGGAGUCGAACCGAUGGGGCCCAACGAGGCGAAGAACCUGGCAGUGUGGCCUAUAUUGAUGAAAACUAUGCACACGAGACCCUGGAGCUGGACAUGAAGCAGCUCUUCCGACCGCUUCACACCCUGAGCGACAGCCCAGUGCCCGCCGGACAGCCAUAUCCUGCUGAAUAUCGAUGA
Molecule: messenger RNA, 2871 nt
Organism: Fonsecaea nubica
Lineage: Eukaryota; Fungi; Ascomycota; Eurotiomycetes; Chaetothyriales; Herpotrichiellaceae
Exons: 2
Coding region: 1-2871 (956 amino acids)
Biological process (GO): DNA-templated transcription; regulation of transcription by RNA polymerase II
Cellular component (GO): chromatin
Molecular function (GO): DNA-binding transcription factor activity, RNA polymerase II-specific; zinc ion binding; RNA polymerase II cis-regulatory region sequence-specific DNA binding
Source: RefSeq, a predicted model, not a curated record